This is a messenger RNA of Mangifera indica (mango), 525 nucleotides long. RefSeq names its product loganic acid O-methyltransferase-like. NCBI's taxonomy places the organism in Eukaryota, Viridiplantae, Streptophyta, Magnoliopsida, Sapindales, Anacardiaceae. The coding region runs from base 1 to 525 and encodes 174 amino acids. Gene Ontology annotation, biological process: methylation. Gene Ontology annotation, molecular function: S-adenosylmethionine-dependent methyltransferase activity. The record is from RefSeq and is a predicted model, not a curated record. The transcript has 5 exons.
AUGGGCAGUGAUCAGAUAAACAACUCACUUGAGCCCUUGGCCAUGAAUGGCGGAGAUGGACAAUACAGCUACUCCGAGAAUUCCACCAUGCAGAAAGAGGGAAUAGAGUGUGUUAAAGAUUUGAUCACCGAAGGGAUUGUGCAAAAACUUGAGACACAGUCUGAUGGGACCGAUUCACGCUCUGCUGAGUUUCAUUUCUUCUUAAACGAUCACGUUGACAAUGAUUUCAACACCCUUUUCACUUCCAUGCCUUCUGACAAGGAAUACUUUGCAGCUGGUGUGCCGGCAUCUUUCCAAAAUUGGCUGUCUCCAAAGGCCAGUAUUGAUAGCUUUAGAAUUGUUUCUGCGGGUCUCAUGGCUCUGUCAAUCCCAAGUGUUCCAGAUCCUCAUUGCAAGUGUGUUAUAACUUCAGUUUUUGACCUUCUGGGAUCUGCUCUGAUGGAUUUAUCAGGCCAGGGAUUGGUUGAUGAAGAUAAAGGCGACAACUUCAACUGUCAAUCUACAUUCCGACCCCUCAUUAGAUAG